Liolophura sinensis is the source of this 2221-nucleotide messenger RNA. RefSeq names its product cholecystokinin receptor type A-like. Gene Ontology annotation, cellular component: plasma membrane. Lineage: Eukaryota; Metazoa; Mollusca; Polyplacophora; Chitonida; Chitonidae. The record is from RefSeq and is a predicted model, not a curated record. Bases 1 to 1206 code for a protein of 401 amino acids. Gene Ontology annotation, biological process: neuropeptide signaling pathway. The transcript has a single exon. Gene Ontology annotation, molecular function: G protein-coupled peptide receptor activity.
AUGCUGAUUCCGGACAACUCUACGGUGGGCUAUCAGCCUGAUGGGGAAGGGACCCAGGGGAGCGAGUCGGAACGGUACAAGAUCUACAUCGUCAUGUCCUACCUGUCCAUAUUCUCUGUUAUGGGCACAAUUGGCAACGCCCUUGUCCUGUACGUGUUCUCCAAGAUGCUGAAACAGAACCUUACCUCUACAAUCUUCAUCCUGACGCUGGCCGGUACGGACUUCGUAACAUGCCUCGUCACGAUACCUUUCACCAUCGUUAUGGAGUAUUUGGAAUUCAUAAUACGAUUCGAGGUGCCCUGUAAGAUUUACGGCUUCAUCCUGUCUUACACAGUGAUGUAUUCUUCGCUAAUCAUGGUGGCCAUUGCUUUCGACAGGUAUCUUUGCAUCUGCCACCCUUUUUUGCACGCGAUGAACAUGAAAAGAGCUCGUAUCAUUGUCAUUGUGCUGGCCAUGCUCACUUUCGCGCUGAGUUUGGUUCUGGCGGCGAGCAACUCCGUCUAUGUGUACAAAAAGAUUGAAGACUUCAACGGGAGCAGAAUUACAAGUGGGCAGUUUGGCAACAGCUCUUUUCCGGAGUCCAACACAACGCGUUGGGAGCAUUACUACACCGGUGUGUGUUCCCUAGACAGAAACGUCCUCGGAGAACAUAUCUAUCUUGGAAUUAAGUACAUCCACAACUCGUUUUUUGUGCUGGCAAUCGUCGUGGCGUUUGUCCUGUAUUCGCUGAUCAUGAGACGUGUGCUAGCUAGAACGAAGAGCAGGCGCGGGUUCUCUAUCAAGUGUCCGUGCCUGGGGACCAAGAGUCACGGAGAUACACAGCUUUCGCCCAUGAAUGGAGAGAGUCAGUUGUCGAGUAGCACCUCUCAAGAUCCGUCUCUUGUCGACAGUGGUUCGGCGAAACCAGAUGUCAUUCAACAAAAACCUUUGAUUCGACGCGGCUCGAAAAAAAGUGACAAAAACCUUAUGGCCAAUUUGAAAAUAGCUGGUACAUUGUUUGUCGUGACCAUCGUGUUUUUUGUAACAUUUUUCCCGGCUUGGUUGAUGGUGACCGGGACUAUCGAUAGUGACAUUAUCCUGUUUAACAUUUACUUCCUCUACAACGUGGCUAACCCAAUCAUAUACGCUUUCAUGAACCAGAAUUUUAGAAUCCAUUUACAAGAGUUAUUUUCGUGUAUGAAGCGUGGGACAGGAAAACGGAAGUGACACUUAAGGUGAUCAGCCUCACAGGAUGCAUCCUUAGAAACCAGACCACCCUGGUGACUUUGUACAUCAAAAUGAUCUGGUGCAUUCUCGAGCACAAGUGUAGGAAUUAUUGUAGUUCGUCGAAGAUGUUUGUUCACGAGCGACUCGGCUGUUGCUACAGGGUUACCUUCCGAAAACUGCGAAUUAGUCGCCAAAAGUGUUUUUGUGUUUUCAGAACAAUUGGUGUUAAAAUUCCUACAGGAAGCCCAGGACAUGAAUUAAGAAGGUUCCUGUGACUUUUAGAAGAGACUUACCAUCUGAUAAACGUGGUUUUAACCCCAAAACUCCGUGUUAUUUCGUUAGCUGUGUACAGUUAAAGCUUUGUAUAACUUUCAUCAACAUAUCAAAGAUCGUUUCAGUCUGAUAUGUUGUACAACACAUACCAACCAUGUAGAGCUGCUGUCUACCAGAACCAAUAAAUACCCGAUGAGAACUGAAUAUCCAGCAUAACCUUACACUCAUAACACUCGUUUGGAAUUGUGAAAAGAUGUGCAUGAGCAUAACCUAUCAAAACAGAAUGAAAAUUACAAAACUGAACGCAUUUAAGUACCCCUGUACAAGUAAAAACUUUGUUCAGGUGAAUACUGCGCAUAUACAGCGUUGAGACAAAUAUUAACAUGAAUCGAAAUGUGACUGAUAUAUUUUGAUUUGAAGAGCCACAUUCUGGAAACAGCUGAAUAUAAUGACGGUAUGUUUGAAACAGACCUUGUUUCCGGAUCUGUAAGGUUGGCAUUAUUUGUCUGACUGUGAAAUUUUAUGAAAGACCAGUAUGCGUUCACAUCUCUGUGCACAAUCAUGAACGACACUCGUGGACACAGAACACCGACGGAUAACAAGGAAAUCAGUAAUUGGGGUAUGGCACCCGUUUUGCGUGCAGGAACAAGCAGAUACUUGCUACUCAUAUCUUGAAGUUGAUUGCAAUGUGUGUGUGACCUCUGACGUGCCAAUAAGAUAUUCUUACCAAAAGUGAAACCGU